UUCUUUAAAACAAAUUGUAAUUUUACUUCACUAUAUAGAUAAAUAUAGACUGAAUAGUGUUAAUUAACAAUUUUUAAAUUAGAUAUAUGUUUAAUAAAUUGAAAUUAAAUUUAAGAACAUCUCUCUAUAACUUUUCCCUGUGCACAAUUAUGUGAGCAUCAAAGUUGGAAAAUAAAAUUAUUAGGAAAAAAUUGGCAGUGAACAAAUCUCAUAUAGUGAGAAUGGUGUUGGUUUUCAAUGGUGUAUUGCAAGAGGAAUGUCCUCCUAAUACUUCUUCUUUGUAUAAUACUCAUCCAGUUUAUAGAGACAGAGCUGCACAGUUAUUGGCAGUUCCAAACAAAGUGAUUGGACCAGUGGGACUUUUGUAUGUAGCACAGAGGGAAUAUGCAGCAACUGUUCCCCUUGAUAAAAAUGUUACUAUUUUGGGAACGGACGAUGUGACGAGUUGUAUGAUAGUGGUAGUGAGACAUUCAGGUUCAGGAGCUGUAGCAUUGGCCCAUCUAGAUGGUUCUGGAACCGAUGAAGCCGUAUGUGCCAUGGUGCAGAGAGUACAGGAGUUAGCCAUCGGAUAUCCUGAUGGAAGAAUUGAAUUACAGUUGAUCGGAGCAUACAGUUCGAGACCAUAUGGCGAAAAAUUAUUCUAUAGCGUGAUGAAUUCGUUUCACAAACAAUUGGUUGAGAUAGACCUAACAUUGGCUUGUGUUGGAGAGUUGAAUACUACGAUGCGUGGUGGAAUUCCUUGGCCUAUCAUUUAUGGUAUAGGUCUGAAUAUAAAAACGGGGGAUAUCUUUCCAGCCACUUUUCCAGACAAAGGACCAGAUUUGUCACUCAGAAUGGCAAGGUAUCUCACAGGCGUCACACAGGUGUCAGAUAUUUAUGAUUAUAAUCUGGGAUUAUUACGAAUUGGCCCUUUCAAUUAUCAGCCAUUACGUGGAGUCGAUUUAUGGCUUGAGCAAAGUGAUGAAUUCAUAUUACAACAUUUAUCGGAUUCUCCUGAAGUUGAGCCACCACAUAUUGUGAUGCAAUUACGUGCCACUUUGAAGUAUAUCCAAGAUAACCAAUUUCCAGCCAUCACAGUUUUUAGGGAUAAUAAACCACAUUACUUUCGCAGGGAUGAACAAUCUGGAACCUGGAUACCUGUUAGUUUUAGAACUUCUCUAGAUGAGGUCAAUGGGAAAACGAGGGAUAUUCUGAUCAAGGUUUAUUGAUUUGAGUGUUUCAUCAAACUUUUUUUUAUACCUUAUGUGUUAACUAUUUCUUUGAAUAAGUUCAUCAAGUUCGAAUUUUUUGAGAUCAAUAAGUUCGGACUUAAUUAACCACUAUGAGAAAACCUGCCAUACAUUGAUCAUACUGAAUUAGAAUCAAAAUAAUCCUUUAGUUUUAUCUUCGUAACAUUUACUUCAGAAUCUUAUCGAGGAACAUUUCCAGUGCUCAUUUUAAAAUUUAGAAUUCCAGUUUUUAUAUGUUGCUGAAGAAUAUUUUUAUUCUCUUGGCAAUUAGAAAUAAAACAUAGUUUUUACUACAAAUUGAAUAUUUAGAUCAUAGUUGUCAAUAUCCAUAAGAUAUCCAAACUGAAUUUUUUUGGCAGGUUUUCUAGAGUGUUCAAAUUUCAGUAACAGUUUUGUAAUUUGGCAUGUAUUCAAGAUUUAUGUAUUGUAGAGCUUGUAGCUUAAUUAUGAAAUAUCUGUUUGAAGGAGUUAUGGAAUCAAAACACUAAUACACGCAAAUUGCAUUUCAGCCGAACAAAACUAAGGUGAUUCAAACUAUAGAUUGUUUAUCUCAUUAAAUAAUUUUUAUUCAAACAAUUAUUUGAUCCUGAAUUGUAAACAAUUCACUGAAUCUAUCCCAAAGUGUUCAUAUCUCAUUUUAUAUACUAAUAAUAAUGACACAUUCAAAUAAAAAGGUCGGAUAGCAGUCGGAAAAGGACAAAUCAAAAUUUGCCUGUUAUCCUACGAGGAUCAGGAAGUGGAACUUAGUGGUUAAAUGAAGCACAACUUAGUCAUUAUUGUUGAAAUUGAAUUGGUCAUCAUUGUUAGUUAUUUCAUCACAAUUUCGGGUAUUUUUUUUGGAUUGUAUGUGAUUCAAUUGUUUGAAAUAGAUGAUUUAUUUUCCUAUUUUAUGUGUUUAUUCAUGUGUAAGGAAAGAUAAGAUUGUUUAUCAAAAUAUAAAUUGUUACUUAGAUUCAAGAUAUUUUUAUGACAAUUAACUAGAGAAGAAUUUCUCAAAUGAGUAUAUAUUUUUUUAAGUGUCGAUUGAUAAUUGGAUUGUCUGAAUUCUUUGAUCAUUUUUUCCCAUAUUUGUUUGGAAAACGAUUGUAACUAUUGUUAGUGAUAUUUUCUAUAUCUGUUAUAAUAAAUAAUGAACAACUUAA
Messenger RNA from Harmonia axyridis, 2371 nucleotides. RefSeq names its product protein N-terminal asparagine amidohydrolase (gene Ntan1). NCBI's taxonomy places the organism in Eukaryota, Metazoa, Arthropoda, Insecta, Coleoptera, Coccinellidae. The coding region runs from base 222 to 1208 and encodes 328 amino acids. Gene Ontology annotation, biological process: ubiquitin-dependent protein catabolic process. The record is from RefSeq and is a predicted model, not a curated record. The transcript has 9 exons. Gene Ontology annotation, cellular component: nucleus. Gene Ontology annotation, molecular function: protein-N-terminal asparagine amidohydrolase activity.